Thlaspi arvense is the source of this 2757-nucleotide messenger RNA. The record is from the annotation of a GenBank genome assembly. NCBI's taxonomy places the organism in Eukaryota, Viridiplantae, Streptophyta, Magnoliopsida, Brassicales, Brassicaceae.
AUGAAGCUCGAUUCUGUGGCUACUGACACUGGAAGUGACGGUGAUGAUAAUAAAAAUGGCGACGGAGAUGGUUCUCGGGUUACUAACAGUACGGAAUCAAAGGAGCUUUGGCAUGGGAAGUUCAUAGGUAGUGAAGGAGACUGGGACAUUGAAACGGAGCCUAGGUUUUCUGAAAUGAAAAGAGAGAAUAGUUCCCAGGUCAAAGACGAAGACGCCGGUGACCAAUUUUAUGAGGUUUGCGACGAAGAUGAUGAGAAGAAACUAGGUAUGGCUUCGAAGGAGGAAAAGCGAGUUCCGGAUUACAAUACUUUAUUAUCCGAGUUCGACGAUUAUGUUGCAAGCGAGGGAGUGAGUUCUGGAGCUUCUAGGGCACUCAGCCAUGGGUUUGAAGUGGGAGAUAUGGUAUGGGGAAAGGUAAAGUCGCAUCCAUGGUGGCCAGGUCAUGUAUUCAGCGAAGCUUUUGUGUCGCCUUCUGUACGUCGUAUGAGGAAGAUGGGUCACGUUCUGGUUGCUUUCUACGGAGAUUGUAGUUACGGCUGGUUCGAUCCUGCUGAGCUUAUUCCAUUUGAGCCCCAUUUCGCAGAGAAGACUCAGCAAACUGUUUCGAGUAACUUUGCAAAAGCUGUGGAAGAAGCUAUGGAUGAAGCAGGUAAAAGGUCAGCUCUUGGGUUGGCUUGUAAAUGUCGGAAUCCUUUCAACUUUAGGCCUAGUAAUGUUCAAGGUUACUUUGCUGUUACUGUGCCUGGUUACGAGCUCCAAGUUGUCUACUCCUCUAAGCAGAUUAAGAAAGCUAGAGAUAGUUUUUCUUGUGCUCAGACUCUCUCGUUUGUGAGGCGGUGUGCUUUAGCACCUCAAGACUGUGAUUCAGAUUGCUUAAAGUUUUACCAGAAGAAAGCAGCGGUUUGCGCUUUCCGCAGGGCAGUGUUUGAGGAGUUUGAUGAAACAUAUGAAGAGGCCUUCAGGGCGAAAUCUGCAUACACUUCAGCGACGACGCAGGAACCAAUUAAGAGAGCAACCCCUCGAGGUAGCACCGCCUUUCAGCGAUCCUGGCAUUGUUUGAAUUUGUUUCUUAUAUUUCUGCUUCCUCCGUAUCACAGAAAUGCGGUUGAUAUUCUUGAAAACCCUGGGCCUUUUAGGGUUGUUAAUGAAGUCCCCUUGAGUGGUCCACUGGUCACUGCAGAAACUCUGGGCGACCCGAAGACUUCUAGAAACGCUAUCAAAGUCCAAGCAACUUCUCAGCUUCAGGGCAUCAAUGGAUCCUCAACCGGGAAACAUGUAUUGCAGAGAAGGACUCCAUAUCUCAAAGCUCCCAUGAAACAUGAGCAGACUGGGCUUGUCAGCGUGGACUUUAUCUCUCCAAGUGGUGACAUUCCUGGAAAAUUCUCGGUUUCAAAGCUAUCUCGUGAUGAUGACAAGUGUUUAGCUCAAGAACCAAAAUCGGUGAGAAUGGGAGAAAAAGCUGCUCUAUUCUCAGAGCAUGAGAAAUUUGAAACAAUGGCCAGCGUUAAACAAGUUGAGACUGGCACGCAUCCUAGAUCAAACGAAGGCCUUCUCGAGCCCUUUAUUGAGAGGAAAUGUGCUGCAGGGGAUGGGAUCAAGAAGGUCAAUGUCCUCAAACGGUCUUCUGGAGAAAUGGAUUCUGAGAAUGCGACGAAAAUGAAAAAGAAGAAAGAGUCUCGGUCAGAGCAGACUCGUUACAGUGCAGACAAGAGGAAAACUUUGUCUUCUGAAGAAGCUCGGGCCAAUAAAUCAUCACAAUUAGACUCAACAGGAAGGCACUUCAAUAUGUUGACUGGGAGAAGCUCUAAACUCGACGUUCUGCAGAUGUUGAGUAAUUUGCAAGCUCUCUCGCUUGAACCGUUCCAUGGAUCCUCGAAUAUAAGCUCUAUUAGAGCUGUAAGGCAAUUCUUUCUGCGUUUCCUGUCACUUAAUUACCAUAAAAGCUUGGACAUAUCUCCUCCUACAACAAAACCGUCAAAAUCUGCAAAGGCGUUGAGAAGCACGAACGAACCAUCAAAGGCCGGGAGAAAACGCCUCUCGUCUGACCAGCAACAAGACGUCCCAUCAACUAAGAAGCUAAAGAAAACUAAUCGGUUCAAAACAUUGCCUUCUGAUAAGAAAACCAACCAAGAAGAAAAGAAGAGAUCAAAUUUUGCACCUUUAAAUCCAGUAAGACACGAAAGUGGUCCAGUCCCAAUCAACGCCAAAGCUCAAGCAGGAAAGAAGACGAAGGAAAUUGUUCCCACGAUGCUGGUCAUGAAGUUUCCUCAUGGUGCAUCUCUCCCUUCGACCGCUCUGCUUAAGGCGAGGUUCAGUCGGUUUGGACUGUUGGAUCAAUCGGCCAUUAGGACUGCCUUAAGAUAUGCAUCAGGAAGCAACUCUCUCUUUGGCAACGUGAAUGUGACCUACUUUCUGCGUGACGUGAAAGUUUCUUCUGCAUCCGAGGGUCAUGAACCGAAGAAGGCCAAGACAGAUGAACCGCUGAACCAGCGGCUAGAGCGAGCACAGCCGGUUCACCAACCAAGCAUCCAUCUCAAAUCCUGUUUAAAAGAGCCAGGCAAUAACGGCAAUGGUAACCGCGGGAAAGCUCGAGUCAGAUUCAUGUUGGGUGGGAAAGAGACAGGGACACCAUUUCUGGUUUCGGGUAGAGACAAUCGAAAUUGCGCAUCAUCAUCUGUUGCAAUGGAAUAUGUUCCGAACACUCAAAACAUGGUUCCAUCAGCAUUGCCUUGGUUAAACUCAAAAGCUAAGCUGUGA